AUGGCUCACAGACCCUGCUUCUCCUCCUGGUCACUGGUCUGCUGGUUGGUAGUAGCUGUGGCAGAAGGACAAGAAGAGGUUGUCAUCCCACCAGGAGGCUCACAACAUAUAAACCCUACAGACUGCCAGAUCUUCACACUCACCCCUCCACCCACCACGAGGAAUCCGACAACAAGGGUCCAGCCCAUUACUAGGACACCUAGAUAUUUCCUUGGAAGAAAUCUCCAGAGUGAAAGUUCAUCUGAAGAAAGCAGAGAGAAAAGAGAAGCCAAAAUAUACUGA
Messenger RNA from Urocitellus parryii (Arctic ground squirrel), 282 nucleotides. RefSeq names its product odontogenesis associated phosphoprotein (gene Odaph). Gene Ontology annotation, biological process: positive regulation of enamel mineralization. Lineage: Eukaryota; Metazoa; Chordata; Mammalia; Rodentia; Sciuridae. The record is from RefSeq and is a predicted model, not a curated record.